CAUGCCUUGCCACCCUCUACCCCAGAUCUGGGCUUGCACACAGCUGGCAUCCCUGAGAUAAAAUGGCACACAGCUGAGUCCGGGCCAGCAACAGAAGCAUCCUCACAGCCAGGAUGCCUGUAAAUACAAUUGCUAAUUAAUGUAAGUUGUUCUGCGAAGAAGUGAUUGUUUCCUGCCUGAGAAAUUACAGGCUUGUGCUGGCAGCUCGCUGACUUUACCGGCAGCAGUGGCCCGCCUGUUUCCUUCAGGCCUUGACAAAAGGGAUUGCCAGGCUGGGAGGGCUGCUAUUACCGAGGCAGCUCUUAUCUCGUUACCGCAGUCCUUCACCUCCCUUUCCAGUGGGAGGAGCGGAGCCCGAGGGAGAGUGAGUGCAGCAGGCACCACUGUGCAACACCGCUCUUGGAGAGCGUGCCCCGCUGUACGUGGUGCCCACUGGGGACCGUGCCCCGCUGGGCUCAGCGCCCUGCAGCGAGCACACGCAGCUGACCGUUAGCGGCCACGCACAGCACCCACUGGAGAUCCUGAACAGAGAGGAGCAGGUGCCGUCCUGGGACACACAUCAUGGGCAACUGCAUCCCAGUGAGCCCCAGCGUCCUGGAGAGCAAAAACUCCCUGGACCUGCUGGACAUCAUGGGCAACUUCUCCUACAAUGACAACAAUACAAUCUUCCUGGACUACGAUGCUGCACCCUGCCACAACCAGUACUGUCCCCUCUUCCAGCGCGUGGCCCCCACCUUCCUGGCUGUCACCUGUGCCAUAGCCACCCUGGGCACUGGGGCACUGCUGGUGGCACUGGUCAAGCGGCCCCACGCCUGGGGCUGGCCCCAGAGCCGAGUGCUUGUGGCCCAGUUGGCAGUGGCCAUGGGUCUCUUCGCCACCCUGCUGCUGCCAGUGGCGGUGGGCAUCAGCCAGGGCUGGUGGCUGGGCACAGGGCUGUGCAGGCUCACCCACCUGCUGUGGCACUGCAGCCUCUUUGCACAGGGGCUACUGGUGGGCAGCAGCUCCUGCAGCACCGCCUGGUGCCGCUGGGACCCCCGGAGCUGGCGACUGGCUGUAGCUGUGUGGACUGGGGCACUGCUGCUGGCAAUACCAGCAGCUCUCACCAGCGGCACAGUGGCGGCCCCAGAGACAACCUGCAUCCGCCGGAGCGUGGACGUCCUCUCCCCAGUGUACCUGCUGCACCUCGCCCUCUGCCUUUGCUUCUUCCUGCUGCUGCCAGCAGGGCUGCUGGUGGCCAUGCUGGCCAUGCCACGGCUGAGGGCGGGCUGGAAGCCAGGCAUCGGCGUGAGCUGGCUCUUCUUUGGGGUCUGGGUGCCUUACGGCGUGGCACUGGCUGUGGAUUUCCUCCUGCAAGCUCAGCUGCUGCAGCUCACCUGUGCCACCUUUGAGAACUUUGACUAUGUGCUGGGGCUGAGCGAGGGGCUGGGAGCGCUGCACUGCUGCCUGGGGCCCACAGCACUGCUCGCCACCCAGCUCUGCCGGCACGGGCAGGCACCAGUGAGUGGCAGCUAGUGAGCUCCUGACGCUGGGGCCGAGGUCCUCACACUAGCCCCUGGCCCCCCCGCUCCCAGCACCAUCCCCUCUCCCCACCAGCCCAGCAGCUUCUGCCCACCAGGACCCAGGGGAGGGCAGCAUGGGCCCAUUAUGUGCCAGGCGUGGUGCCUCUACUCCCUCCAUCUCUUCCUUGGGGUCUCAGCCCCACUGUUUGGGGCCAGACAUGCCGAUUUGCUCAAUGGAGAUAGCCCUGGAGCCCCUCAAGCAUCUCCCCAAGCCCCCAGGGGGGGUGUCAGCCCCAGGCUCCUGCACCCCCAUGGGGACCCCUGAGGCUCAGCCCUAGCCCUCCCAGCUCCACGGGGAGAUUUCAGCAGGCAGAAAGGGCAGCAGUGAUGUGAAGUAACGGGAUUUUCCACUCCCUCCUGGCGAGCUGAGCUAAGCGUCAUGUCCAAGACCAGCCAGUGGGAAUUAUACACAAUAUAUAUGUC
Molecule: messenger RNA, 1982 nt
Organism: Phalacrocorax carbo (great cormorant)
Lineage: Eukaryota; Metazoa; Chordata; Aves; Suliformes; Phalacrocoracidae
Source: RefSeq, a predicted model, not a curated record